CUGACGGUUUGCAAUUUUCGCAUCCUGAAUGCCGCUACAUGCCAGGAUGGUCGCCCUUGGUGCUUGUUUGGAGGGAUUUCCACUGCAGCCGAUACGCCGUCGAAGACUUGGCGUCAGCAUUUGCGAACUCAUGCUCUGUUGGAAGUGCGACUUUAUCGGCAUUAUCGUCAGGCAACACUGCUGUGCAUAUGCAAGACGAUCAUGAUGUUGAUGACGACCGCGAUGACGUGGCUAGUUUUUGUGUGUUGCAACUGCGUGAGGACGGCAAGCUAUGCACAGGCGAUGACCUUGUGGUAGCCGAAAUAGCUUCACCGGUGACGGUAAAGGAGCCUGCUCUUGUCACACCAUACAGUUGCAGAGACAACGAUGAGGAAGACCACAUAUCAACAGCGAUAGUACAGGAACAUCCGCAUCCUACAAGCAAUCCAUCAGCAUCAGUGAAUUCGAGUCGAACCUACGCUUUUUCAGCUGGUAAGUUCUUGCGUAUACCGAUCAAGGGGAUUGACCGCGAGCAGGCGAGAGUGAUCCCAGGACCGAUGACCUUAGUCCGUAGAGCCCGAUCAAGAAUCUACGCUGAUAGCUGGAAUCGCAUUCAGUUUCACUACCUCCUCAGAACAAGGCCCAACGAAAACCUCUUUCAACAUUUGUGUGAUGUGAUUGCUGCAAAUCAUGCAGCUACAGAAGGAUAAGACGGCUAUAAUACCCAGGUUGGUCCAUUCGCGACAUAGACGGACCAGGACUACCUUUCUCCCUAGCCCUUAAUUUUCAUAUCCUGAGCUUCUUCAUAACGGCACAU
Messenger RNA from Amoebophrya sp. A25, 796 nucleotides. NCBI's taxonomy places the organism in Eukaryota, Dinophyceae, Syndiniales, Amoebophryaceae. The record is from the annotation of a GenBank genome assembly.